This is a messenger RNA of Arachis duranensis, 2051 nucleotides long. Its product is annotated as UDP-sugar pyrophosphorylase 1. Bases 74 to 1843 code for a protein of 589 amino acids. Gene Ontology annotation, biological process: UDP-N-acetylglucosamine biosynthetic process. The transcript is spliced from 17 exons. Gene Ontology annotation, molecular function: UDP-N-acetylglucosamine diphosphorylase activity. The record is from RefSeq and is a predicted model, not a curated record. NCBI's taxonomy places the organism in Eukaryota, Viridiplantae, Streptophyta, Magnoliopsida, Fabales, Fabaceae.
CUGCUUCUACCCUCUCUCUCUCUCUCUCUCUCUCUCUCUCUCUCUCUCUCUGUUUGCGAUCUGAUUCGGUUCCAUGGCUUCCACUCUCGGCGACAAUUUCAGCCUCCUCUCGCCGAAACAGCAAGAGCUGGUGAAGAUGCUGUUGGAUAAUGGCCAAGAGCACGUGUUUCGCGAUUGGCCGGGUCCCGGCGUCGACGACGACAAGAAGAAAGCGUUCAUCGAUCAGGUGACUCGGCUGGAUUCCAGUUACCCUGGCGGCUUGCAAGCUUACAUUAAAAACGCUAAACAACUCUUAGCUGAUUCUAAGGCUGGCAAGAAUCCUUUUGAUGGCUUCACACCUUCGGUUCCAACGGGUGAAACCUUGACAUUUGCCGAUGAGAACUUCAUAAAAUACGAGGAGGCGGGUGUUCAGGAGGCUCAGAAAGCUGCCUUUGUUCUUGUCGCUGGCGGUCUUGGGGAGCGCCUUGGAUAUAGUGGGAUUAAGGUUGCUCUUCCUGCAGAAACCACUACUGGGACAUGCUUCUUACAGCAUUACAUUGAAUAUAUAUUGGCACUUCAAGAAGCCAGCUCACAAGGUAAAAACCAGACACAGAUUCCUUUUGUUAUUAUGACAUCUGACGAUACCCAUGGGCGUACCUUAGAAUUAUUAGAAUCAAAUUCUUACUUUGGUAUGCAGCCCAAACAAGUAACGCUUUUGAAGCAGGAAAAAGUUGCAUGCUUAGAAGAUAAUGAUGCCAGGCUUGCAUUGGAUCCUCAAAACAAAUACCAAAUUCAGACAAAACCACAUGGCCACGGAGAUGUGCAUUCUCUUCUCUAUUCCAGCGGUAUUCUGAAAGUAUGGAAUGAUGCUGGGUUGAAGUGGGUUCUCUUUUUUCAAGAUACAAAUGGACUUCUCUUCAAGGCAAUUCCAUCAGCACUAGGCGUAAGUGCUACUAAACAGUACCAUGUCAACUCUCUUGCUGUACCUCGGAAAGCAAAAGAAGCCAUUGGUGGAAUUACCAAACUCACUCACUCUGAUGGGAGAUCUAUGGUCAUAAAUGUGGAAUACAAUCAGCUAGAUCCUCUUCUGAGAGCAAGUGGAUACCCUGAUGGUGAUGUCAAUGCUGAGAAUGGCUACUCUCCCUUUCCAGGAAAUAUAAACCAAUUGAUUUUAGAACUUGGUCCUUACAUUGAAGAACUCUCAAGAACAGGAGGUGCUAUAAAGGAGUUUGUUAAUCCAAAAUAUAAAGAUGCCAGAAAAAAUGAAUUUAAGUCCUCAACCCGACUAGAAUGUAUGAUGCAAGACUACCCAAAAACACUUCCCCCAUCAGCCAGGGUUGGAUUCACAGUGAUGGAUGCUUGGCUUGCUUAUGCACCUGUGAAGAAUAAUGCUGAAGAUGCUGCCAAGGUGCCAAAAGGAAAUCCAUACCAUAGUGCAACAUCUGGAGAAAUGUCCAUCUACCGUGCGAAUAGCCGUAUUCUCAAACAGGUUGGUGUCCAAGUAGCUGAUCCAGUAGUGCAGGUUCUCAAUGGGCAAGAGGUUGAAGUUUGGCCCCGCAUCACAUGGAAGCCAAAAUGGGGUCUGACCUACUCUCGGAUCAAGAGCAAAGUUAGAGGAAAAAGCUCUAUUUCCCAGAGGUCUACUCUGGCGAUUAAGGGUCAAAAUAUUUUUAUUGAAAAUCUGUCCUUAGAUGGGGCUCUUAUCAUUGAUGCUGUUGAUAAUGCGGAGGUUAAUGCAAGUGGUUCAGUUCAGAACAAAGGUUGGACCCUUGAAACUGUCGACCAUAAGGAUUCCAAGGAGCCUGAGGUAUUGAGAAUCAGGGGUUUUAAAUUUAACAAAAAAAUCUUCCUCCUCCUCCUCUGAGCAGGGAAAUUAUUCUUGCGUUUCCAGCUAAUUGUAAAAAAUCAUAAGCUCAUCUGAGUUGGUCCCCCUUCUAAUUGAGCAUGUUAGCUUGCACACGGAGAAUGGGUGAUGUAAAGAUAACCAGGGCAAAAGGCCUUGCUGAUUGUUUCCCAUCCAAUAUAUUCCAGGGACAUUUUAUGCAGCAAUAUUAUCAGUUUGAGACGAGCAA